Molecule: messenger RNA, 274 nt
Organism: Pelobates cultripes (western spadefoot toad)
Lineage: Eukaryota; Metazoa; Chordata; Amphibia; Anura; Pelobatidae
Source: the annotation of a GenBank genome assembly
UCCAGCUUUACCACAGAUCCAAACCCUACCAGCAGACCAGCCCCUUCUACAGGCACUUGGGCACAGGAACCUGCAUGGCCUGGCCGAGAGGCAGAAACGCGGGACACCCAUGGCAGAACGGGAUAAUAGUCUGCGCAACCACCUCUGCCAGAGACGCUUCACAAUUCAUCAGCACGCUCCUGGCACUUUCCGAUCAAAUGUAUCUGCAGACACACUGUCUAUUACCCAGAACAAAACCCCUUCCUCUGCCGUAUCUGAAUCCCGCAUAACAUGA